AUGGGCCGACACGGUGUGGGAACACGUAGCAACAACGGCGACAGGCUGGCCGACCUAUGCCAGACAUUCCAACUGGUCAUUGGUGGCACUGUAUUCCCCCACAAGGAAGUGCACAAGUACACGUGGACAUCACCGACUGGACAUACACGCAACCAAAUUGACCAUCUGUGCAUAAGUAGGAAAUGGAGACACUCCCUUAGCGAUGUACGGAACAGGAGAAGUGCGUCAAUUGACAGUGACCAUGAACUACUAGUCGGAGAGCUUUUAAUCAAGCUCAGACGAAGUCACACGGCCACCAGAAGAAGCACAAGAAGACCACCCCCCCUGAACUUACACCGACUUGGAGACCCUGUCAUAUCCACCAGAUUGGCAACAAUGCUGCGUGAACAGCUAACACCGCAGCAGAAUCACACCUGGGAACACACAUGCAGCACACUGAGGAGCACCGCGGAUUGCUUGCUUGGCACCCGACAACGCAGGAGCACAGACUGGAUCUCGACACGCACAUGGAAGCUUAUCAGUAGAAGAAAUUCCCUCAAGUCGAAGGCGGAUGACGACUGCAGAGCCCGGGAUUUAUACAAGGAACUCUGCAAGCUAGUGAAGAAAUCAGCCAGAAAUGACAAGAGAGCACUGAUAGAUAGGCUUGCAGAAAAUGCAGAGAGCGCCGCCAACGCCAACAACAUGCGCUCACUAUACCAAACAAUCAAUCAUGCGAGCAGCGCAGAUGACGACUUCAAAAGUAUUGUACCCAACACCAACACCAGAAUACCUCACACGACACCAUCUGUUAGAGAAAUUCGUGAUGCAAUCAGGAAAUUGAAGAACAACAAAGCAGCCGGAGAGGACGGUCUACCCGCAGAACUGCUCCAAGUUGACACGCUUCUAAUGGCCGAAAAGUUGCGCCCGCAUUUCGAGAGCAUAUGGGAGAACGAGCGAAUCCACCCAUCCUGGAAGAAAGGCAUCAUCGUAAAACUACCGAAGAAAGGAGACCUCAGUGAUUGCAAUAAUUGGCGAGGAAUCACCCUGCUGAACACCAGCUACAAAGUGCUAGCCACUUUACUGAAUGAACGUCUACUGGAAAAAAUCGAGCCAACAAUACGCGAUGAACAAGGAGGCUUUAGGCCACACAGAAGCUGCGUAGACCAAGCGAACACAUUACGCGCAAUCACCGAACAAGCUGUGGAAUGGCGCGCGCCGCUUCAUCGAUUUCCAGAAGGCGUUCGACUCAUGAAAGCUAUGUACGAUGAUGCGGAUUUGGCGGUACUGCACAAUGGAAAAAUCAGUGCACCCUUCCAGAUGAACACUGGCGUCAAGCAAGGAUGCCCCAAGAGAGUGAUCGGGUUGACCAGGCGCUUGCUGUGA
Messenger RNA from Drosophila ananassae, 1362 nucleotides. RefSeq lists its product as uncharacterized. The record is from RefSeq and is a predicted model, not a curated record. The coding region runs from base 1 to 1362 and encodes 453 amino acids. NCBI's taxonomy places the organism in Eukaryota, Metazoa, Arthropoda, Insecta, Diptera, Drosophilidae. The transcript is spliced from 3 exons.